Messenger RNA from Chaetura pelagica (chimney swift), 1021 nucleotides. RefSeq names its product ATP synthase mitochondrial F1 complex assembly factor 1 (gene ATPAF1). The record is from RefSeq and is a predicted model, not a curated record. NCBI's taxonomy places the organism in Eukaryota, Metazoa, Chordata, Aves, Apodiformes, Apodidae. Gene Ontology annotation, cellular component: mitochondrion. The transcript has 8 exons. Bases 25 to 717 code for a protein of 230 amino acids. Gene Ontology annotation, biological process: mitochondrial proton-transporting ATP synthase complex assembly.
AGCCCAGAUGUGUUUGAAUCCCGUAUGGAAAAAAGAAAUGAAGUGAAAAAACAGCCUGUGGGAUAUUCCAAUCAAGGAGAAUUUAUCAGAUGCAUGGAGGAGAAGGCAAAAGGCUUGGGCACAAAGACAUCAAAGGGAGGAUUCACAAAGGAUAAGACACUUGAUUCAAUUCUUAAUGUUGAGAUGGUGAAAGAAAAAUCAGCGGAGGAGAUAAAACAGAUUUGGAAUCAGUAUUUUUCUGCAAAAGAUACAGUUUAUGCUGUCAUUCCUGCAGAGAAGUUUGAUUUAAUACGGAAGAGAGCCGAGAAGUGUCCAUCGUUUCUUUAUGCUUUGCCAAGAAAAGAAGGCUACGAGUUCUUUGUGGGGCAGUGGUCAGGAACAGAAUUGCACUUCACUUCCCUAAUAAACAUUCAGACCCAAGGUGAAACUGCUCCUAGCCAGUUGGUUUUGUACCAUUAUCCUGAGCUGCAGAAGGAAAAAGGGAUAGUACUCAUGACAGCAGAAAUGGACUCCAAGUUCUUGGUGGUCCACGAAGCACAGUGCUUGGCAAAUCAGGUGCAGCUUUUCUAUGCGACGGAGCGUUCCCAGACCUACGAGUUGGUGGAGACCUUCAACCACAGAUCUAGUGAAUUUAAGUAUAUGUCAGUUAUAGCAGAGCUUGAGCAAAGUGGACUUGGAAAAGAACUGAGACCUGGUCAGGUUUCUGACAAGCCAUAGAGCCUCAGGUGUGGGUGAAGCGAGCCAGCAGCAGGCAGGGGUUUCCUACAUGUCCUUUCUGUUCUGUUUUACAAAUUUGGUUUGGCUGCAGAAAGGAUCUGGAGACUUCCUGGGAGACUGAUAGUCAAGCCUGUCUGGCACUGAUGCAAGAUGAAGACUUGGACCAUUUGAACAACAAUAAUUAAAUGCCAAAAUGGAGCCCUAUACUUCAGUGCAACUUCGUCAGAGCGAGCCCUUUUCCCAUCCUGUAGCUUACUGCUGCAUGCUCUGGUUUUGAAAUCUGAAAGAAAGUGACAGAAGGGGA